UCACUCCGUAAAUGAAGUAAGUCACGCGGAUGCUUUGGGUCUCCAUCAUCAGCUCGCUGACUUCGCGGAUUGUGCCAGAUCCAGAGGGUCCUGCAAGCAUAGGUCUGCCUGCCGUAGAAUUUUGUCUCUUACACUGCCGUAUCACUACCCACUGCCCACCACUAAGCAUUGUUAAUGGCCAUAUGGCGUCAUUAGAGUGCAAUUUGCUGCCGACGCCGGUUUUGAGAUGAACUCGAGGCUCACCUGACAAAACGGCACUUCCCAAACGGAACCGUGCUGCAUCAAUGCUUUCAUACCGACCGUGUUCGGACAAUUUUUCAAACUCCUAAAAACGGUUGGAUACAUUGUAUAGCAAAUUUGUCGUAGAUUCAGAUGACAUAUUUUAUUUUGUUUGACUUGUUAAGGUUAAUGAGCUAUAGCAAAUUUUACCUUACUUAUUGAACGACCUAGUAUUUUCUCGGAGCAUGCAAUUUAGGUUAAAAUCGAAAAACUGUGUUUUGUGUUGGAUUUGGCAGUUGGAAAUUGGUUUGGUAUUAUUUCGUCAGUGUUAAGUUAUUUUCUCGGUUAUUAAUAUGGUUUAUUUUGUGACGAAAGCGAAGCGAUAGAACGACACGACAUUACGGAUGAACGAAGCCACCGAACGAUACGAAUUAUUUUUGCGACCCGCCUAUAAAUCCGACAUUCUUGUGACCGGUGAACUGUGUGCUCGGCACUGGUGGCGGGCAGCGGGUGUCGGGAGAAACGUCAGCGCCUGCAGAUCGCAGUGCCCAAUGAACGGCGAGCGUCACGGCGCUUCUAGCCGGACCAGUGACAAGACCAGGCCGACUCGUCGGUGCGUCAAUGAAUUCCGCCGUGCUCCUGGUUGUGUCGGCGCUGGCGGUACAACAGUCUGAUGAGGGACAUGCUGCCAAAGACUCGACACCUGCGGGCUUAUGCGCCAUCAGCCCUUGGCCGGGUGAGCCGGCCGGCGCGGCGCGAGGCCGGGUCAUCCUGGAGAGCGCCAGCGGCAGCACGGCGCAGCUGCUCCUCUUCGGCACCUCGGCCCACUUCUACCGCGUGAAGGCCACGCCGACCGAGCUGACUGUGCACCGGCUGGAGCUGGGCGCGCCGCAGCUCCACCAGGUGGCCCGGCUGUGCCGCCCCGCCGCCUCUAACAUCACCUCAUCAGUGAAGCUCGAGCUCGUCGGCUACAGGAGGGAGGUCGAGCAGCCUGCUGGCAAUGGACCCGCUCCGUGUCCGGAAACGGUUCCGGCAGGACAGAAACAUCAGAGGGGCUCCGGCGGCAGAGAGCACGAGGAGGGCUCCGGCGGCACGGAGCACGAGGAGGGCUCCGCGCGGCCCGACUGGCAACGCGAAAGCUCCGUUGCCGACGAGUCCUUUUUUACUGUGGACCGGUCCUUCUCCGGUGCGGAUGGAUCCUUUUCUGGCGCGGACGAAUCUUUCUCCGGUGAGACGGUGAUGGACUUAGACCUACUUAAUGAACUGGCAAAGCCUCAUUCGGCGGAGACAGCAGCAGGCUUUGUCACCUCGUGGGCAGCAGCCGGGUCUGGUGCAGAUGAGCCAGAGACGGACGGCCCGCUCGCCUCGCCGUCGCACUCGGACCACCAGCCGAUGACUUCCCACGCGGACGAGCCGCCGCUGGCCGACAUGCAGGUGCUCACGGCCAUGCACUUAUUCCCGGCGCCGAUGAAAUCCACUGGUGACGUCGCGGCGACCCGCGCGACGCUGACCUCGCUGCCAAGUGCGGGAGCGAAAAGCAGGUCGAUUCUGAAGUGGUCCGACAGUCACACAGUGUAUGUCAUCAAUGAACUUGUCUCUGGGGAAGACUGGGUCGCGUGGACGGCCGACUGCCCGACCACGCCAGGCGGCGCCGACUGGUCGCCGUGGCCGCCGUCUCCGGUGCUGGUGACGGCCGUGCUAUCGGCCGUCUGCCUGUUGCUCCUCGUCAGCACUCUGGUGCUGGCCGCACUGCUGCUAGGCCGCCGCCACCAACGCUCGGUCGCCUUCGAACCGCCCUCGACGGCCGCGGCUGCCGGCUGUCUCGAGCUGGCCGAGUGGCGCCCUCAAACCGGCGGGCCGCAGCACGGUCUCCCGGGCGAGGCGCCCGCCGGGGCCGGCCUCCUCGGCGAGGCCCGCGGCGUGACCACUUUCAAGCCGGUGCGCCGGCGUGCAGGGGCGUCGGGAACGGUCCGUGUGCCGGAGGUGCCGGCGGUUCACGUGCACCGGAUUACCCAUGCCGCAGCUCUACCAGCCUUCGGGCCUCCGGAGAAGCCGCCGCCAGAGCAGAGAAUGUGCCCGCUGCCACCGCCGCCGCCAGAGCAGAGGAUGUCCACGCUGCCGCCGCCGCCGGACGCUCUGGUGCCGCCGGAGCCGGGGAUCGACGACACCCUGCCGCCGCCGCCGGAGCCGGAGCCGGAGCCGGAGCCGGAGCCGGAGCCGGAGCCGGAGCCGGAGUCGGAGCCGGAGCCGCAGAUCGACGACACCCUGCCGUCGCUAUCGGAGCUGAGUGUCGACGACACGCUGGCAGACGCACUGUCGCCUCCGAAUACGGAGGGGCAGCCGCUGCCGGCCGGGAGACGCAGUGCGCCCCAGCCGGCACCUCCGCCAACCAAUAUAUGGAUUAUCCAUGCCUGAGGCGCUGUGAACUCUUGGCUGCCGACUCGAAAUAGUCAUCCAGAGACAUAGCGCGCCGUCACAUACCAUGUAAUCACGAGUGAGUCUCAGCCAAUGCUACGUUCUUGGAGUGUAAUCGCAGGGCUGUUGAAGCUUGACGUCCUCGCGGGGGCAUUCAUGUAGAUGAAGCGGCUCAUAUGGUUAGCGAUCUAUAGAAGUGUAGUCAGUUUUCAAGCCUCUAAUCGGCUUAACCCGCGCCGGGCCGCGUAUUCGCCAAGUGUAUAACACGAAUCGGCCCACCAACUGGCGACAUCUCUAGUGCGACGUCAUAGCCAUCCGACGCGACAAUGCAUGCAUUGACGCUAAAUUUGAGUUGAGACUUUUUCCAAUUGUAUAUGGCUAAUAAUCAUUCCAUGUGUCGUCGUAGCCGAGUGGUUACAGUCUCGGUCUGGUAAAAGAAAGAUCGAUGGAUCGAUUCCUGCUUUAGUGGUUCUUUUUUUUUUUCUUAAAAGGAAGUCGGUCGUAGACACGCGUUUUUGGCCCCUACGUUCGCACGCCCAAUAAAUCUAUGACAAGUA
Amphibalanus amphitrite is the source of this 3191-nucleotide messenger RNA. RefSeq names its product proline-rich protein 36-like. The transcript has 4 exons. The record is from RefSeq and is a predicted model, not a curated record. NCBI's taxonomy places the organism in Eukaryota, Metazoa, Arthropoda, Thecostraca, Balanomorpha, Balanidae. The coding region runs from base 841 to 2634 and encodes 597 amino acids.